Molecule: messenger RNA, 561 nt
Organism: Vicia villosa (hairy vetch)
Lineage: Eukaryota; Viridiplantae; Streptophyta; Magnoliopsida; Fabales; Fabaceae
Exons: 1
Coding region: 1-561 (186 amino acids)
Source: RefSeq, a predicted model, not a curated record
AUGAUUAAAUCAGUUCUCCAAGCUAUUCCGGCUUACGUGAUGAGUAUAUUUAUUUUUCCUGAAGUAGUAAUUAACGAUAUUGAGAGAAUGCUGAAUGCUUUUUGGGGGUGUGGAGGUUCUAGCAGUAAGGGUAUUCGUUGGAUAGCGUGGGAUCGUUUAACUUGUUCUAAGAAGGAUGGAGGUCUUGGUUUCAGAAAGUUUAGAGCUUUUAAUAUGGCUAUGGUGGCUAAGCAAGGAUGGUUUAUAAUGAGUCACCCGCAAUCUUUAGUGUCCAGAUUCUUCAAAGCAGGGUACUUCCCAAAAACAUCUUUCUUUGAAGCUAAUCUUGGUUCUAAUCCUAGUUUUGUAUGGAGGAGUAUUUGGAAAGCUAGAGAUGUUCUUAUGCUCGGUUGUAGGUGGAGUAUAGGUGACGGUAGCCCGAUUAAGGUUAUGCAAGAACCUUGGAUUCGGGGUAAAGGCGAGAGGUGUGUUCCGGGGCCACAACAACAUGGUAUCUAUAAUAUGGUGGUUAAAGAUUUGUUGUUGCCAAAUGUAAAACAGUGGAAUAUGAGGUUGAUUUGA